This is a messenger RNA of Anopheles bellator, 5417 nucleotides long. It is a transcript of the gene Egfr, whose product is annotated as epidermal growth factor receptor. Gene Ontology annotation, cellular component: basal plasma membrane; signaling receptor complex. The record is from RefSeq and is a predicted model, not a curated record. Gene Ontology annotation, molecular function: ATP binding; transmembrane receptor protein tyrosine kinase activity. Lineage: Eukaryota; Metazoa; Arthropoda; Insecta; Diptera; Culicidae. The coding region runs from base 102 to 4025 and encodes 1307 amino acids. Gene Ontology annotation, biological process: multicellular organism development; protein phosphorylation; cell surface receptor protein tyrosine kinase signaling pathway. The transcript is spliced from 8 exons.
CCCCGCGGGUGUCUGCGGGUGUCCUGCUCGUCCUGGCCGCGCUGAUCGCCGGUGGAAGCUGCUACCUCAAGGACUACCAUCACAGGCACGAGAUCAACGAAAUGAGAGUAUGCAUCGGCACGAACGGGCGGAUGUCGGUGCCGUCGAACCGGGAGUAUCACUACAAGAACCUGCGCGAUCGGUACACGAACUGCACGUACGUGGACGGCAACCUGGAGAUCACCUGGAUACAGAACAGUUCCUACGACCUCGGCUUCCUGCAGCACAUCCGCGAGGUGACGGGCUACGUGCUGAUCAGCCACGUCGACAUCCCGCAGGUGAUCCUGCCCCGGCUGCAGAUCAUCCGCGGCCGCACCACGUUCAAGCUGAACAAGUGGGACGACGAGUUCGGCCUGUUCGUGUCGUUCUCGCAGAUGAACACGCUCGAGAUGCCGGCGCUCCGCGACAUCCUGAGCGGGUCGGCCGGUAUCUUCAACAACUACAACCUCUGCCACGUACGCUCGAUCAACUGGGAGGAGAUCCUCUCCAACCCGAAGGCGAACAUACGGUACACGUUCAACUUCACGUCGCCGGAGCGUGAGUGUCCUCAGUGUCAUCACUCGUGCGAGGUCGGCUGUUGGGGUGAAGGAGCCCACAACUGCCAGAAGUUUAGCAAGCUGAAUUGUUCGCCUCAGUGCUCGCCGGGCCGGUGCUUUGGGUCGAAGCCACGCGAGUGUUGCCAUCUGUUCUGUGCCGGUGGCUGCACUGGCCCAACCCAGGAGGACUGUCUGGCGUGUAAGAACUUCUACGACGACGGCGAGUGCAAGCAGGAGUGCCCUCCGAUGCAGCGAUACAACCCGAUCAACUACCUCUGGGAGCCGAAUCCGGACGGGAAGUAUGCGUACGGGGCGACCUGUGUACGGAACUGCCCGGAACACUUGCUCAAGGAUAAUGGGGCGUGCGUGCGGACCUGCCCACCGAACAAGACGCCCCAGAACGGUGAGUGCGUCCCGUGUAACGGGGCGUGCCCAAAAACCUGCAAGGGUGAUGGCGUCGUUCACUCGGACAAUAUCGGCAUGUACCAGGACUGUACCAUCAUCGAGGGAUCGCUGGAGAUCCUGGACCAAACGUUCACCGGGUACCAGCAGGUGUUCGCGAACUUCUCCUUCGGGCCGCGCUACAUCAAGAUCCACCCGGACCGGCUGGAGGUGUUCUCGACGGUGAAGGAGAUCACUGGCUACAUCAAUAUCCAGGGCGACCAUCCGGACUUUACGAACCUAUCGUACUUCCGCAACCUGGAGGUGGUCGGGGGCCGCCAGCUGAAGGAAAACUUCUUUGCCUCGCUCUACAUCGUGAAGACUUCCUUGAAAUCGCUUGAACUGAAGUCACUGAAACGCGUCAACUCGGGCUCGAUCGUGAUUCUGGAGAACAGAAAUCUGUGCUUCGUGGAGGAUAUUGACUGGCUGAAGAUCAAGAAGAGCAACGACCAUGAAACGAUGAUCCACAGGAACCGCGCCGCGAGCGAUUGUCACGCAUCCGGAAUACAGUGCUCGGAGCAGUGCACCAAGUCCGGCUGCUGGGGCAAGGGCCCGGAGCAGUGUCUGGAGUGUAAGAACUUUGUGUACGAGGGCAAGUGUUUGGACAGCUGCAAGAGUCUACCACGGAUCUAUCAGGUGAACUCGAAGACGUGCGAAGAUUGCCACCCGGAGUGCAAGGACUUCUGCUACGGACCGAACGCGGACAACUGUGGCUCGUGCGUGAACGUGAAGGACGGCAAGUUCUGUGUGUCGGAGUGUCCGAUCAUGAAGUACGCCCUGAACGGGACCUGCGUCAAGUGCCACAAGACGUGCGUUGGGUGUAACGGGCCACGGGACACGAUCGCCCCGGAUGGGUGCGUUUCCUGCGAUCGAGCGAUUAUCGGCAGCGAUACCACGAUCGAGCGAUGCCUGAUGAAGGACGAACCGUGUCCAGAUGGCUACUACAGUGAUUGGGUGCUGCAGGAGGAAGGACCCCUGAAGCACCUGUCCGGGAAGGCGGUCUGCCGGAAGUGUCACCCACGGUGCAAGAAGUGCACCGGCUACGGGUUCCAUGAACAGUUCUGUCAGGAGUGCGCCGGGUACAAGAAGGGCGAGCAGUGCGAGGACGAGUGCCCGAUCGAUCAUUACGCGAACGAGGAGACACGCAUCUGCCAUCCUUGCCACAAGGAGUGCCGUGGAUGCCACGGGCUAGGGCCGGACGCGUGCGACGAGUGUCGCAAUCUGAAGCUGUUCGAGGGCGAUCCGUUCGACAACUCGACCACGUUCAACUGUACCUCGAUCUGCCCACCGUCGCACCCGUACAAGCGGUUCCCGCAGGAGACGGGCAAGAUUGGCCCGUACUGUUCGACCGAUCCGCUCCAGAGUGGCUUCCGGCUCGAGGCACAAACCCAGUACAGUGUGAUCCUGAUCGGGCUGUUCGUGUUGCUGUUUUGUCUGAUCAUCAUGUCGAUCUACUGUAUCUGCAGCAGGCAGAAAAACAAGAAGGAUGCGGUGAAGAUGACAAUGGCACUGGCAGGCUGUGAGGAUUCGGAACCGUUGCGGCCAUCGAACGUGGGUCCGAACCUGACGAAGUUGCGCAUCAUCAAGGAGGCGGAGAUCCGGCGGGGUGGUGUGCUCGGGAUGGGUGCGUUCGGGCGGGUCUUCAAGGGCGUCUGGAUGCCGGAGGGUGAAAGCGUCAAGAUACCGGUCGCGAUCAAGGUGCUGAUGGAGAUGUCCGGGUCGGAGUCGAGCAAGGAGUUCCUGGAGGAGGCCUACAUCAUGGCGUCGGUCGAACACCCGAACCUGCUGAAGCUGCUGGCCGUCUGUAUGACCUCGCAGAUGAUGCUCAUCACGCAGCUGAUGCCGCUCGGGUGUCUGCUGGACUACGUGCGCCUCAACCGGGAGAAGAUCGGCUCGAAGGCGCUCCUGAACUGGUCCACCCAGAUUGCCCGUGGAAUGGCGUACCUGGAGGACCGCCGCCUCGUGCACCGUGAUCUCGCUGCCCGGAACGUGCUCGUCCAGACGCCGUCCUGUGUGAAGAUUACCGAUUUCGGACUGGCCAAACUGCUGGACUUCGGAUGUGACGAGUACCGGGCGGCCGGUGGCAAAAUGCCGAUCAAGUGGCUUGCCCUCGAGUGCAUCCGGCACCGAGUUUUUACGAGCAAAAGCGAUGUAUGGGCGUUCGCCGUCACCAUCUGGGAACUGCUGACGUACGGGGCUCGGCCGUACGAGAACGUACCCGCCAAGGAUGUACCGGAGCUGAUCGAGAUUGGCCACAAGCUCCCACAGCCCGAUAUCUGCUCACUCGACAUCUACUGCAUUCUGCUGUCGUGUUGGGUGCUCGAUGCGGACUCACGGCCCACCUUCAAGCAGUUGGCGGAAAUGUUCGCCGAGAAGGCACGCGACCCCGGCCGGUACCUGAUGAUUCCGGGCGACAAGUUUAUGCGCCUCCCGUCGUACACGAACCAGGACGAGAAGGAUCUCAUCCGAACCUUGGCGCCCGUCACGAAUCCGGCAGGUCAGGCGGCCACCACGAUCGACGUGCCGAGUACGAUCGCUGAAGGGGACGAGUAUCUGCAGCCGAAAGCGACCCGACCCGCCCAUCUGAUGCUCCCGGGACCUUCGGCCGCGGAACCGUCGGAGGAAGCACCGAAAUCGCUGCGCUACUGCAAGGACCCUCUGAAGCCGGACGACGAAACGGAUAGUGGCGCGAAGGAGGUUGGUGUGGGGGGCAUCCGGUUGAAUUUGCCUCUGGACGAGGACGACUACCUGAUGCCGACGUGCCAAAGCCAAGCGCAGUCCACACCGGGAUACAUGGACCUGAUCGGUGUUCCGCCCAGCGUCGAUAAUCCCGAGUACCUGAUGGGUUCGGCGCAAGCCAUGGCCAUCGGAACGCCUCCACCGCCGACCCAAACGAUCGGCAUCCCGCUGUCACCGACGGAAACGGAAGCGACCUCCUCCGAGCACGAGUACUACAACGAUCUGCAGCGCGAGCUGAUCCCGCUGCACCGCAACGAAACCACUGUCUGAGCCUCUCUCUUGCCACGACCCGGGAGUCGAGAGAGCCGUGAGCCUGUUCUUGGUUCGAAGUUUUUGUUUUGCCAACAGUUAUUUGAUUUUAAGUAGCGAGAUGUGCCUUCGGAACUGCGGCAUGGUCUGCAUUUACAUCGACAGAAAGGAAGGAGUACAGUUACUAGAGUACUUAAAUGCCUACGACAGAGGGUCCAUUAGUGAUUGGUUCGGUUUAGGGGAAGGGUGGAUUGAAUUGCGCCUUCUGUUAUAAAUAGUAUAUCAACUGAAGUUAAGAAGCCGCGCUUGUAGCCAUUCAGCACACUCUUAGCCCGUGAGACCCGUACGAUAGACAGUUUGCCCGAGUUGGAAAGAAGCUACAGAAAGAGGUUUUACGUAUAAACAUUUCAUUUGAAUACCUGUGAUACUAUUUUUAAAGUUGUACUCUUAUGGCGCGAUUUUAAAUGUAAGGCCUGGAACAUUCAACGAGCAACGUCAACAAAAAAACAGUUACAAAUAACCUACACAGAUGAACACAGAUUUCCCGAGUCUUUCGCCAGGAGCGAGGACGUUCCGGAGACAAAGUUUAGACAAGUAUUAGCAUUAGAAGUAGCAUUUAGAGCAGACGGACGCCAACGAAAACCCGUCGAUCAGUGAUUGAAGAAUUGAAAUCUAUCGGAAAACCCACCCAACACCCAAACUACUUGCCUGCACAAGACUACUUAACACACAGGAGAGAGAGAGAGAGGUCACUGGUAUCGGACUCUGCGGGGGAACUCUGGGAAAAUGUCCCCACUUUUGCUCCUCAUUGUGCGAUGUCGUGGGAAUAGCAAUACGGACUAGAGAAUGACAGAUUCGGCUGCGCGUACUAUUGUUUUCGUUUGUUAGGUGAUGCAGUUGUCGGUAGAUGAUAUUGUACAUACGGUACAUCCGUUGCAAGCCUGCAGGUAUUAAAUGAAUAUCGAAUAUAGUGGAAGUGUUUUCUAGAGAACCAGAUAUAUAUAUAUAUAUAGUUUUAUGUACAUAUAGGCUAGGGCCGCUAACGUGACGGGCUGAUAUACUGUAGAAUCCAGGACACCAGAGGGCUCCAUUUUAGUCGAGCUUGCAUUAGAGCGUAUGGGGGUAGCGAAGUGGCAAUGGUAGGGAGCUAGUAGAGAAGGAUUUUAAUUAGAACGUCGACAAGCGAACGCUGUUCAGCCAGCAACUUCCCACGGUGUCCCGAUUGCAACGCAAGGACAUGCGACACUCACAAGCACACACAGAGAGUUGCCAAACGCCGGACUCGACGGGAGAAACGUACUGCAGAAACGAAAUCGUGCCAUUUUUUGAGUCCGGUUGGCGGAGGCCUUGCGCGCGACACUGCGAAUGGAACGCUGCGAAUGCGGAACGCUGCGAAUGGGGGAACGCUCACUU